CCCCCAUAGACCAAUUUCCAAAAACAGCAGACCACCAACCACAAGACUCCACGUGUCCUCUCCCACCAACAAACCCCUCUUCACGGCUGCAACUCCAAGGAAGAAACCAUCUUCUUCGACGGCGGAGCCCACUAUGGCGACCUCAUUGCAAACCUAUGUCUGGUUUCAGUCUCCUUCGGCUGCCGUUAACUCAGGCCGCUGUGUCAAGGGCUUUUUACUUGAGAUACAGGUUCACAAACCUUGGUUAUCUCCAGCCUGACGAAUCAGGACCGGAGCGAUUUCUCUUACAAUGUCAUCAAGGACGUGCAAAUGGUGCCACAAUUUGUCGGUGAGUGGGGUGAUAUUGUCAUUACAUUGAAGGAUGGAACUAAGGUUGAUCUUAGGAGUGUGCCCAAGUUCAGAGAAAUUGCGAAGAACUGUUUAUCCAUGGCUGAGAUGCCUGUGGUUUUAAAGGAAGCAGGGCCUAAAGGGUUUUAGCCUUUUAGGUCAAUUCUUUUCUUGAAAAGGUAUGUAAAGUUUCUCUUCUUUUUUCUUUUUUCUUUUUUAACACAUUUAUAUUCUUAUUGUGAGAAUAAUGAAUUCAAAGUAAAUUUGUUCAUGUUUGUGUGGAAAUGUUGGAAUAGGGUGAGAAUUUGUUUGCAGCUAGUUUGAAUUUUCUCAUUACUAUUCAUUGUGAAAUUUGUCAGAUAUCUGAGAUAGUGACGGCCUUUGGCAACAUUUUUAAAAAAUUAGUGGCAUUACUGUUGUUAUUUGUAGUUUUUACCUAUAGAUGGCUUCCUGGUUCUAUAGGUGCAAGAAACAAAAGCAUGAUAUGUAUUAAUGUAUGGAAUUGGGGGAGAGAUAAUGUGAACUUUUAGUUAUUCUUUGGGGAAUUUCCUUUCAUGAAAUGGAGAAUGUAAUAGUUGACUGAUAACAUGAAAAGUAAAUAUCUGUGGCAGAGAAAUGGUUAUCCGCUGUCCAUGUUCUUUGGGAAUUAUUUGCUAUUUGAUAAAAUUCCCCAAAUGUAAGGUGAAAACAAAAGCUGCAAUUACGUUUAUCAUCUUGAUCUUGCUGGCUAGAAUUUGAACCAUUUAUAAGAGUGCAAAUCAUGCUUACCGGGUGCAAAGUUUGAGUUUCUAACUUUAUAUUAAGCAGUUUGAGUUACACGCAGGUCUCUUUUGUUUAGAGUGCGCUGAUAUGAAGUUUAGAGCGCGCUGAUAUGAAGUUUAGAGCAAAAAAAAGGCAAUUGAAGUACCUGAUUAGUUUCUCUAGUGUGUUCCAUGUCGUAGACAUACUUUUGAGGCCAAAAGGAAAAAGGCAUUCCAUGUUGUAGACAUAUUUCUUUUUAUUAGAAUGACUGCAGAAGGAGCCUAUAGUUGAUAUGAAUUGAUUUGAGCAAGAGAGUUGUUUCCAGUUAGGAAUUUCAAGUGUUGGUUGAGGAGAAGAUAACAAAAAUGAUUUGGAGAU
This is a messenger RNA of Rubroshorea leprosula, 1446 nucleotides long. NCBI's taxonomy places the organism in Eukaryota, Viridiplantae, Streptophyta, Magnoliopsida, Malvales, Dipterocarpaceae. The record is from the annotation of a GenBank genome assembly.